UGACAGCUGGCUCGCACUCGCCACAGGGGCUGCCCCAUUGAGCAUGAUUCAGUGCUAUGAAUAAGGCUCCCUAAACCCGCACCGCCUGUUGUGAUGUGCCUCCUGACUUCAUUCUUCCAUCCUCAUAAUUUCCUCCUUCGGCCUACCUUAACCCAUUGUGCGCCGCCCACGGGCGCCUCUCGCCAUAUUUCGCGAUAUACAAUACAUACCUUCUUCUUUCUGACUUUGGGUUCUAUUGAUCUUUAUCCUCUAUUACGCGAGCGCCCUAUCUUGACGCACACUCUCUUCUCACUGAUUUCGGAGUCUCAUUCACUGGGUUCCCAAAGCCUCCUAGGCACCGACCUUGGACGCCAACGACGACCGUCGAACAUUUCCGCUCAGAUCUUCCGACAGAAGAAGAAUUCCACGUUACCUCCACGUAAUGGACAAUCAGAAAUACAGAGCCAUGGAUCCCGACGAUCCUGGACCCUCUUCAGCGCGUCCCCCUUCUACUUUCGGUCGCCCAGUCUCGUCUCAAACCCCGCCUCAUGACAGCACGAUGGAGUUUGACGAGGAUGAGGAUUCUUCUCCUUCUAGCGCUUCCGGAGAAGCCUUUUGCUCUCGAACAACAUUCUUCGUCAAUGCCGACUGGCGCAUGGGGUCGACUCUC
Molecule: messenger RNA, 649 nt
Organism: Ilyonectria robusta
Lineage: Eukaryota; Fungi; Ascomycota; Sordariomycetes; Hypocreales; Nectriaceae
Exons: 2
Coding region: 94-531 (145 amino acids)
Source: RefSeq, a predicted model, not a curated record